AGCUGAUAAUGAUGAGAUAAAAACAGACAGAGAAAUAGAAAGAGAGAGACCCCAAAGAGUUGAAGAAUAAGGAAAAGCAAAAACUAAAAAGAGAAAGAAGCUGGGAAAGAUAGAAAGGAAGAGAGAGAGAGAAAGUCAGUUCAGAGAGAUUCAUAAAUCUCCAAGUCUUAUCAAUUUCAAACCCAUACAUGUUUAUAUCUGUGAAGAUUAUCAACUGGGUCGUCUUCAAUUAUUCAAAAUAAACCAGAGAUAGGCAUUGAUUGUAUAUAUAUAUAUAUAGAGAGAGAGAGAGAGAGAGGAUCCCUUGAUGUGCUGGUAUCACUUACACGAAGUGGGUAUUGCUGAGUGACUCAGAGAGAGAGAGAGAGAGAGAGAGUCCCAAAUCCGCAAAUGGGAACCCCACCAGCAGAGGAGCUUCUGAGGAAGAUCCAAGACCUCGAAGCCGGCCAAGCCGACCUCAGGCAAGAGAUUUCAAAGCUCAAGCUCUCCGGCGAUGCCAAAUCCGAGCAACAACAGGCCCACCACCAGAGGUCCCACUCCGUGUCCCCACAGCGUUCGAACUUGGCCACCUCUGCGCCGCGAAGAAGAGGUGGCGCCGCCGGAUUGGACGCCGGAACGGGGGCUUGGAAGAAGGGUUCGGCUUCGUUUCGGCAUUCGUCGCCGCUGCAGAGGGAGAGCCGGAGCGGUGAGCCGGUGAAUGUUAGAAUUGGUGGUGGUGGUGGUUGUGGUGGUGGCGGUGGACCUUCGGCCGUGAAUUUUACUGAUAGGCAGUAUUUGAAUAUCUUGCAGUCUAUGGGACAGUCUGUGCAUAUAUUUGAUCUUAAUGGACGUAUAAUUUACUGGAACCGUACCGCUGAGAACCUGUAUGGUUAUUCAGCAGCAGAAGCACUAGGCCAGGAUGCCAUCGUGCUUCUAAUAGAUCCCCAGAACUUUGCUUUAGCAAAUAAUAUAGUACAACGCGUCCGCAUGGGAGAGAGCUGGACUGGGCAGAUUCCUGUCAAGAAGAAGACGGGGGAUAAGUUUUUAGCCGUUACAACCAGUACUCCAUUGUAUGAUGAUGAUGGUACUUUGGUUGGGAUUAUUUGUGUAUCGACUGAUUGGCAGCCCUUUCAAGAAAUGAGGGAUUCAUUGUCAGGUGUAAAGCACUCAGAACCAGAUUCAAGUGUUAGUCGGCCCCGAACUGGGGUCACAAUCACGAAUAAACUUGGUCUUGAUUCUCAGCAGCCUCUGCAAGUUGCAAUUGCAUCAAAAAUUUCUAAUUUGGCAUCCAAGGUGAGCAACAAAGUCAAGUCAAGAAUUCGGACGGGUGAGAAUAACACAGAUCAUGAAGGUGGGAGUGGAGAUAGUCACCAUUCUGAUCAUGGUUGGUCAGAUGCAGUUCUCUCUGACCAUAGGGAGGAUGCAACUUCGAGUGGAGCGAGCACACCCAGAGGAGAUAUAACUCCAUCUCCUUUUGGGGUAUUUUCUCACAGAGAGGAGAAGUCCCCUGGAAAAGCCUCCAGAGAUUCUGGGGAUGAGAGUGAAGGAAGACCUGCAAUUCACAAGAUCAUAACCUCCAAGGCGGAAGCAUGGAUUGGUAAGAAAGGGAUGUCAUGGCCAUGGAAAGGGAAUGAGCGAGAAGGUUCAGAGGCAAGGACUGCCCGUUUUGCAUGGCCCUGGUUGCAUAAUGAUCAAGAAAAGGAACCAGUUCAUCAGAAGAGUCCCUCUUUUGGGCCAAAACCAGAAAGCCAGGCGAGUGAAAGUAAUAGGCCUGGCAAUAAUGAGGCGCCGGGGUCCUGGUCCUCAUUUAAUGUUAACAGCACAAGCAGUGCCAGCAGCUGUGGAAGUACCAGCAGUAGUGCUGUUAAUAAGGUGGACGUGGAUUCUGACUGCUUGGAUUACGAAAUCUUGUGGGAGGACUUGACAAUUGGAGAACAAAUUGGGCAAGGUUCUUGUGGAACUGUAUAUCAUGGUCUGUGGUAUGGAUCAGAUGUUGCUGUCAAGGUAUUCUCCAAGCAAGAAUACACAGAUGAUGUAAUACUUUCCUUUAGACAAGAGGUAUCUCUUAUGAAAAGACUUCGCCAUCCAAAUGUUUUGCUCUUUAUGGGAGCUGUAACUUCACCUGAACAUCUCUGCAUUGUUACAGAGUUCCUUCCACGUGGAAGUUUGUUUCACUUAAUACAGAGGAACACAACCAAAUUAGAUUGGAGACAUCGGGUUCAUAUGGCUUUGGAUAUAGCCCGGGGCAUGAAUUAUCUUCACCAUUUCAAUCCACCAAUCAUUCAUCGAGAUUUGAAGUCAUCAAAUCUUCUAGUUGAUAGGAAUUGGACUGUCAAGGUUGGUGAUUUUGGUCUCUCACGUCUUAAGCAUGAAACAUAUCUCGCAACUACGACUGGGAAGGGAACGCCUCAAUGGAUGGCACCAGAAGUUCUUCGUAAUGAACCUUCAGAUGAGAAGUCUGAUGUAUAUAGCUAUGGGGUGAUAUUGUGGGAGCUUGCCACUGAGAAGAUCCCUUGGGAUAAUCUGAACUCAAUGCAGGUGAUUGGAGCUGUUGGGUUCAUGAACCAACAGCUAGAGAUUCCUAAGGAUGUGGAUCAACAGUGGGCUUCUAUAAUUGAAAGCUGCUGUAACAGAGAUCCAGCAUGCCGACCAACAUUCCAGGAACUCUUGCAAAAGCUUAGAGAGUUACAGAGACAGUAUGCCCUUCAAUUCAAGGCAGCCCGGUCUGCAGCCGUCGAUAGUGCCCAGAAGGAACCGUAGAUACAAACUCAUUGUUCUUUGGAUUUCACUGGCAAUGAUGCUGCCAGCAGCAAUUUUUGGGCAAACAUUUUGCACCCAAUACCGGUCCGCAUGUGGUGACCACAGAUUGCGAUGAUCAGCCCUGUGGCAUUGGAACCACAAAGUUGAAAUUCAGAAAAUCUUUGCUCACCCUUUAGCCAGAUGAAGAGAGAAAUAAGAGGAGAAAUAUUGGUUGUCAUCCAUGUGAAGCUACCAAAUUUUGGUGGUGAUAUAUAUGGGUUGGCUCUGUGAUGUUUGUUCAUUGCCAUUGGCUUGACGUCAAAAGAGAAUCUUCAUAAUGGUGCUGUGUUCUGGUCGGUAUCAUGUGACCCAACUUUGUGGUUUUAUGUAUGGAGAAUGUCAGAGCCACUUAAAACAAAAGGUUGUACAAAAAGAAAAUUACAGUUUUUAGGUUAGAGUUAAUUGAGUGCAAGCAGUGACUUUCUUCAUUUUUAUGAUUACCAGGAUUCGUAAAGAAUGUAAGCCAAAAGAGUUGGCAGAGCUGCAGAAGCUAAAGUUUAGAUGGGAUGUUGUCUUUGUUUUCACUCUAGCUGGGUCUCUGUUUUGCCUUGAGUAUCUCAAGUUGAGGGAGCAAAGACAGUCUAAUUUAUUGAAGGAAGACGACGCAAAUUCUCUCCA
Molecule: messenger RNA, 3396 nt
Organism: Alnus glutinosa
Lineage: Eukaryota; Viridiplantae; Streptophyta; Magnoliopsida; Fagales; Betulaceae
Exons: 13
Coding region: 391-2739 (782 amino acids)
Biological process (GO): regulation of DNA-templated transcription; protein phosphorylation
Molecular function (GO): protein kinase activity; ATP binding
Source: RefSeq, a predicted model, not a curated record